This is a messenger RNA of Ostertagia ostertagi, 297 nucleotides long. The record is from the annotation of a GenBank genome assembly. Lineage: Eukaryota; Metazoa; Nematoda; Chromadorea; Rhabditida; Trichostrongylidae.
AUGAGUGCUGAGUUUGCUCGAGUUAUCACCCAGGAGAUCGCCUCUGGUACUAUUCGACUGGACUUUCGCGGUGUAGCACUGGGCGAUUCGUGGAUUUCGGCGAUGGAUUACGUGAACACAUGGGGCGAAUAUCUCUACGCCAAUUCUUACCUCGACAGCAAUCAGCUGGCUCGUGUGACAGCUCAGGCGAAAAAUUGUCAGAAGAAAGUCGAUCAGAACCAAUGGUCUCAGGCCACAACAUGCUGGGGUAACAUGGAGGAUCUUAUUGAAUUGGUUCGUGAUACUGUGCCUUUCUGA